AUGGCUCCAGAAGACGAAAUUUCAGCCAGCAACCAACCGCCUCAAUCCCUCUCUUCCUCCUCCUCCUCCUCCUCCUCAUCCUCAAAUGAUAACACCCAGCCUCCCGAGGCUUCUGCCGACCAACCUGCAGAGGACCGGGACAAAAACCCUCCAUCGCGACUGCGAUCCCUUUCGCGGCAGCGGCAACGACAACGUCAAAGCAACAAACCUGGACCAGGAUCAAGACCGCGAAAAACAAAAGGCAGAAUGGAGAAUGGUUUACCUAGAUUUAGUGCGGAUGAGCUCUGUCGAGUGGGGGAUUUUGAGAACUUGAAAUUAGUUUCAAGUCUGGAGCAAAAAAUGGGAUGGGCUUGCAUUGCAGAGAUCCUAGCACUAGCGCUGUUUGUGAAGGAGCAUUUAUUUGUAUAUUUGCUGGAGAUAAAAACAAACAUUAAGGAGGAAAAAAAAGUAUAUGUUAUAGUCACUGUAAAUGAGAUAAAAGGGGGCUGUGUUAUAGAUCUACAUUCUUGUAUACAGUUUUUGAUAGCAUCGCAUCACAUCAAAAGAGACAUUUCACCAAGAGAAACCAAAUAUGUACCUAAAAUACCUGAGACUAAGGAUCCUAGGAGAUGGAAGCUGGCCUUGCCGCUCUAG
Molecule: messenger RNA, 633 nt
Organism: Rasamsonia emersonii CBS 393.64
Lineage: Eukaryota; Fungi; Ascomycota; Eurotiomycetes; Eurotiales; Trichocomaceae
Exons: 2
Coding region: 1-633 (210 amino acids)
Source: RefSeq, a predicted model, not a curated record